Oryza brachyantha (malo sina) is the source of this 2189-nucleotide messenger RNA. Its product is annotated as glutamyl-tRNA reductase, chloroplastic. Gene Ontology annotation, biological process: tetrapyrrole biosynthetic process. Gene Ontology annotation, molecular function: NADP binding; glutamyl-tRNA reductase (NADP+) activity. The record is from RefSeq and is a predicted model, not a curated record. The transcript has 3 exons. NCBI's taxonomy places the organism in Eukaryota, Viridiplantae, Streptophyta, Magnoliopsida, Poales, Poaceae. The coding region runs from base 275 to 1876 and encodes 533 amino acids.
AUAACCUCUGCCUGCCAAAGCUCCAACCUUUCCUCCUCCUCCUCCUCCUCCCGCGGACCAAACCCCGACGACGGCGAGGAGGCCAAGAACGCCAAUCCACACAAGCUCGCGGCUUGCGCGCGAGAGGGGAGCGAGAAAACUCGCGCGAGAUUUUCUCCUCUCCUCUCCGUUUCUUGUUUGGAUUGGUCCACGGUUCUUGGGGGGACCGGGCGGCCGCCAUUGAUCUGGUUCUGGUGUGUGGGUGCGGGGGACAGGGGGGACGUUUCUUGAUCUGAUGAUGGCGAGCACGACGUCCGCGACGGCCGCCGCGGGCGCGUUCGCCGCCGCGAAGACGCGGGCGGGGUCGGCGGCGACGGCGGGCGCGUGCCAGAGGGUGGCCGCCGGCGGGCGGAGGCGGUCCGGCGUGGUGCGGUGCGACGCCGGCGUGGAGGCCCAGGCGCAGGCGGUGGCCAAGGCGGCCAGCGUCGCCGCGCUCGAGCAGUUCAAGAUCUCCGCCGACCGGUACAUGAAAGAAAGAAGUAGCAUAGCCGUAAUAGGCCUCAGUGUACACACAGCACCAGUGGAAAUGCGUGAGAAACUUGCUGUUGCAGAGGAACUAUGGCCCCGUGCUAUCUCAGAACUCACCAGUCUGAAUCAUAUUGAAGAGGCCGCUGUUCUUAGUACCUGCAAUAGAAUGGAAAUUUAUGUGGUAGCUUUAUCGUGGAACCGUGGGAUUAGAGAAGUCGUAGACUGGAUGUCAAAGAAAAGUGGAAUCCCUGCUUCUGAGCUCAGGGAGCAUCUCUUCAUGUUGCGUGACAGUGAUGCCACACGUCAUCUGUUUGAGGUAUCAGCCGGGCUUGACUCUUUGGUUCUUGGAGAAGGGCAAAUCCUUGCUCAAGUUAAACAAGUUGUCAGAAGUGGGCAAAACAGUGGAGGCUUGGGAAAGAACAUCGAUAGGAUGUUCAAGGAUGCAAUCACGGCUGGAAAGCGUGUCCGCUGUGAAACUAACAUAUCAUCUGGUGCUGUAUCUGUCAGUUCAGCUGCAGUUGAAUUGGCCCUGAUGAAGCUUCCAAAGUCUGAGUGCCUAUCAGCUAGGAUGCUGUUGAUUGGUGCCGGCAAGAUGGGCAAGCUAGUGAUUAAACAUUUGAUUGCCAAGGGAUGCAAGAAAGUUGUUGUGGUGAACCGUUCAGUGGAAAGGGUGGAUGCCAUUCGUGAAGAGAUGAAAGACAUCGAGAUUGUGUACAGGCCUCUGACUGAGAUGUAUGAAGCUGCUGCCGAAGCUGAUGUUGUGUUCACAAGCACAGCAUCUGAAACCCCAUUGUUCACAAAGGAACACGCAGAGGUGCUUCCCCCAAUCUCUGAUGCUAUGGGUGGUGUGCGGCUUUUUGUCGACAUAUCUGUCCCCAGAAACGUCAGCGCCUGCGUGUCUGAAGUUGGCCACGCGCGAGUUUACAACGUCGAUGACUUGAAAGAGGUGGUGGAGGCCAACAAGGAGGACCGGCUCAGGAAAGCAAUGGAGGCCCAGGCAAUCAUCACCCAAGAACUGAAGCGGUUCGAGGCAUGGAGGGACUCGCUGGAGACUGUCCCAACUAUCAAGAAGCUGAGAUCCUACGCCGACAGGAUCAGGGCUUCAGAGCUCGAGAAGUGCCUUCAGAAGAUCGGAGAAGACGCCCUCACCAAGAAGAUGAGAAGAUCCAUCGAGGAGCUCAGCACCGGCAUCGUGAACAAGCUCCUGCACGGCCCAUUGCAGCACCUGAGAUGCGACGGCAGCGACAGCCGCACCCUCGACGAGACGCUGGAGAACAUGCACGCUCUCAACCGGAUGUUCAGCCUCGACACCGAGAAGGCGAUCAUCGAGCAGAAGAUCAAAGCCAAGGUGGAGAAAUCCCAGAACUGAGAUCAAGAAACAAUUUUUUUUCAGCCCCUUGUAUCUAUGUAUACUACCUACCAAAUCUGUCCAGACAAUUCUGAUUCCAAUUUUUCUUUUUCUCCACUUGAUGAUCCUUUUGCUUACUGAGUGAGCCAUCGCUGAGUUGGGUCAAAUUGUGUCGUGAAUUGGCGCCAUGGCAGCUGCUAAACCUGUUGAGAGAUAACUAGGAAAAAAGGCAACCUUGUCUGUAUAUUACUGCAGCUACUGUGGCAAGGGCUCCAUUUUGAAGUUAUAUAUACACGCUGUUGGUGAAAUAAAACAGAAGUUCAUCAAUGUGUCA